AUGGCUACGGAUCUUCCACCUUCUGUCAACGGGUUGUAUGGCAGUCAGUACGGGCAGCCUGCCGAGCUUGCCGCCUCUGUCCCAUCUUCGACACCAGCUUCAGUUGCUUCCCAAGGACCAGCUGAGUCUGCCUCAAAUACAGCUAAGGCGGAUCCUCAGGAAAUUGGCUGGUACUUCGUUGAGCAAUACUAUACAACCCUCUCCAAACAGCCAGACCGAAUACAUCUCUUUUACUCAAAGAAGUCGCAGCUGGUCACUGGUGUAGAAGCCGAGAAAGUGCUGCCAUCUGUGGGUCAAAAGGCUAUCAAUGAGAAGAUAAAAGAACUUGACAUCCAAGACUGCAAAGUCCGGGUUCUCAACGUCGACUCCCAGACCUCGCUGAACAAUAUUGUCGUCCAGGUGAUUGGUGUGAUGUCCAACAAAUCUGCUCCUAGCAAGAAAUUUGUCCAGACGUUUGUUCUCACGCCGCAGACCAAUGGGUAUUAUGUUCUGAACGACAUUUUCCGCUACUUAAACGAUGAAGAGGACGAGAUCAUAGAAGAUGAGCCUGCACAGGAGCCGACACAGGAGCCGACACAAGUGGAAGAGGCCAGCGCCACUCCCCCUCCUGCAACAGACACAGAACAGGGUUCAGUUAACAGCGAGGCUGCUAUUGAGCAGGUCGAUGCAAAGCUGGAGGAAGUUGUGGAGUCAGACGCUCCUCAAGCUGUCAAUGGGGCUUCUACCGGUUCUGCUAUGGAAGAACCUGUUCAGCAAGAGGCUGCUCCGGAAGUCGCUGAAGAAGCAAAUGUUCCUUUGCCAGCAGAGAACCCCCCUGAACCAGAGCAUACUCCUGCCGUAAGCCCACCCAAAGCCGCUACCCCUGCACCAGCUGCAGAAGCACCGCCCUCGAAGAAAACCUGGGCCAACUUGGUGGGCUCUAAAGCCACCGCUAUCCCUGCCGUUCCGGUCCCCACUGCCGUAGUCCCGUCUCAACCAAAGGCACAGAAGUCACCUCCUCCUCCUUCCGUUCAGCCACAACAGAACAGUACCACCAAUGAACCGGGUACCAGUUCAGGAUCCCAAAGCAACGAAUGGCAGACCGCAGAUCACGGCAAGAAGCAAGCUAGGCCUCAGAAUAAAACUGUUUCCGAAGGCAACGUUCUCGGCUACAUCAAGAAUGUUACACAAAAAAUCGAAGCCAGUAGGCUGAGAAGCGUACUUGAGAAAUACGGAGAGAUCAAAUACUUCGAUAAUUGCGCAUUUGUUGAAUUUGCUACACCAGCUGGAUACAACGCUGCUGUGGCCGCAAACCCUCACCAGAUUGGGUCUGAACAGAUCUAUGUGGAAGAACGUCGACCACGACCCAAUGCGUUUGGUGGCAGUAACUCUGGUUUCAGUCGAGGUGGCGCUAAUGUAGGUCGAGGUCGUGGUGGUGCUGCUCCUCCAGGACGCACUGGCAGCCAGAGCGGCAGUUUCCCCAAGGAAGCUGGACGUGGUACAUUCCAGCAACGUGGUGGGAAGACUGGCAGCGUCACUCCAAAAGGACGCGGUCAACCCCAAGCUUCCUGA
Messenger RNA from Endocarpon pusillum Z07020, 1551 nucleotides. RefSeq lists its product as uncharacterized. The transcript has 3 exons. Lineage: Eukaryota; Fungi; Ascomycota; Eurotiomycetes; Verrucariales; Verrucariaceae. The coding region runs from base 1 to 1551 and encodes 516 amino acids. The record is from RefSeq and is a predicted model, not a curated record. Gene Ontology annotation, molecular function: mRNA binding. Gene Ontology annotation, cellular component: Ubp3-Bre5 deubiquitination complex; ribonucleoprotein complex; cytosol. Gene Ontology annotation, biological process: ribophagy; protein deubiquitination.